Messenger RNA from Paramecium sonneborni, 768 nucleotides. Lineage: Eukaryota; Ciliophora; Oligohymenophorea; Peniculida; Parameciidae. The record is from the annotation of a GenBank genome assembly.
AUGCUUCAGCCCAAUAGUUUGAUGAAUAUCAGCUUUCGCCUUUCUGAGAUUUCUACUCAUAUCACUGAAUAAAUAAAAAAUCAAAAUGAGCAGUUUCAAGUAAUCUACACAGAAAGGUAAAAAACUUUGGAAAAAUUACAAAAAUAAAUAGAGAAGAUGAAUCAUGUGAUUUCAAGAGUGUGUGAUAAAUAACCUCCUUAAAGAAUAGAUUAGAUUCAAAUUCUCAAGAAUCAGUAGUAUAAAUAUGAACUUUAGAUGGAAGAAGAUUUAGAGCUUCCAUGUUAUAGAAACAGAAUUUUUCAAAUCAAACUUAGGCUUGUUUAGAAUGAAAAAACAAUAAUUAAUGCAAAUAACUUGCUUGUUGAAUUACAAAUGUAAGAAUAGCAAGUAAUAUUAGUUGGACUUAUGACAAGAUUCCUAAAAAACUUACCCAUAAUAACAAAAACCAAUCAAUUUUCAAAGGAUGCCAACAAGCUAUAAUUAAAAAAGGUUAUGGCAGCUUAAACCGAAUUCAAAUUAAGGAAGUUUCCUCCCAUUUUCCAAAAGGAGUAUUUAUGAUGAUUAUUUUACCGAUAGAUGAUGGUGCAGUUAUUGGAGAUGAGACGUAAUUAUUUGUUUUAUUAUUGUAGAAAAUAUUAGAUUAAAAAAGAAUGGAUAAAGCCAUUAAUUAUAAGUGAUGUUUCUAUCAAGGCAAAAAAGUUUUCUGACAGACAUAAUCCUUACUAUGCUAAGUCAGAUGGAACAAUUAAUAUUUUGGAAUAGGAAUGA